Pseudozyma flocculosa PF-1 is the source of this 2982-nucleotide messenger RNA. RefSeq lists its product as uncharacterized. NCBI's taxonomy places the organism in Eukaryota, Fungi, Basidiomycota, Ustilaginomycetes, Ustilaginales, Ustilaginaceae. Bases 1 to 2982 code for a protein of 993 amino acids. Gene Ontology annotation, molecular function: zinc ion binding; DNA-binding transcription factor activity, RNA polymerase II-specific; transcription cis-regulatory region binding. The record is from RefSeq and is a predicted model, not a curated record. Gene Ontology annotation, biological process: regulation of DNA-templated transcription. Gene Ontology annotation, cellular component: nucleus. The transcript is spliced from 3 exons.
AUGUCGGCUCGCUCACCUCCACCACCAUCGUCAGCGGUCACGUCGGCCGCAUCGUCGCAGCUCGUCCCCUCCCACACCUCGCCAGCGUCCACCUCGGUCUCGGCAUCGUCUCCACCACCGCCGCCCCGCUCCUCGGCAGCUGCCGAUCCACAACACCCAUCGACAGCCAUCUCUUCCACAGCCGCCACUCCAGCUCACGACACCAAAAAGGUGUCCUGCCUCGAAUGCCGCGCCAGCAAGGUAAAGUGCAGCGGCGGUUCCACCUGCUCCCGCUGCAAGCGUCUCAAGCGCUCCUGCGAGUACCGCUCCCACAAACGAGGCAGAAAGUCCGACAACAGCAAGAUACAGAGGCUCGAGAGCACCGUAUCAUCCCUCACGCACGCGCUCAACCAGAUCAACGCCCAGUACGCAGGCGGCCGGCCACCAUCCCAAGUCCACCCGCCAGCCCACUACUGGCAUCAGCCUGCCCCUUCUGCAGCCAACGCCUUGGCAAGCAACAGUCGCAGCCCACAUCCUCACAACCAGCCAGGAACCUAUCCCCAUCAGCAGCAAGCGCCUCGCUCACCACAACAGCACCAUCACGAUCACCAUCGUCAUCGCCACCACCACGCCCAGCAAAACUCCUCGGCCGACCAUGCCUCCCGCAGCGCAAGCUGCUCGUCGUCCAUCGCAACCCCUACCGCCGAAGACCCAGACCAGCCAGACAACCUCGGCCUGCCCACCCUCAGCAAUCCGCUCAAACUCCUAGCACAGGCCAGCGACUCGGCACGCGACCGCGACCUCCUCCUCCUCCAGACUCAGUCCUCGUCCCUCGGCAACCGGCCCUCGCCCUCGACCGCCUCCCGCAAGCGCAAAGCGUCCAUCAACGCGGCUCGCCCAUUCCAUGGCGGCCAUGGCAGCGGCGGCGACGACGACAACGACGACAACGACGACGACCACGACGAGCACUGCCAUCAUCUUCGCUCCCGGUCUCAGGAGCAGCACCACACUCGCCCGCCUCGCAACCAUGCUUCCCCGCGCUCAAUGACCCUCUCGACGCACCCUUCCUCGUCAACCCGCCCCUUUGGGCCCGCGCGCGGCAAAAACUACUUUGCCAACGGCCUCUAUGUGCCAAAGCUCGAUCUCGACCCGCUCUUCGACCCCAUCGCCCAGCGCGUCCUCGACCACGCCCAGGCGGCGCGCCUCUUUGACUUUUUCAUGCUCGAAAUCAACCCGCAGCUCACCCUCCUGGAUCCGCACCUGCACACUUUUGCCCACGUCCGCAACACGUCGCUGCUCCUGCUCAGCGCGACGUGCUGGAUUGCUGCAAAGUUUCUGCCAGACUGUGCCAAGGCCGCCACAGAGCUCGAGGCUCGGAUGCGCGACGUCCUCCUCCCCUCGAUCCUCCUCGACGGCUACCGCUCCGCCGAGAUCGCCCAGGCCUUCAUCAUCCUCGCCACCUAUCACCCGCCCACCGAUACCCUGGCCGAGGACCGCUCCUGGACGUACAUCGGCUUCGGCAUCCGCGUCGCCUCGGAACUUGACAUGAACAGCAAUCUCCUGCACCUCCCACCGGCGCGCGCCGCCGACGAGAACCUGGCGCGCAGGCUGCGCAACCGCGAGCGCACCUGGCUCAACCUCUGGCUGUCAGAGACGAGCCUGAGCCAGCAUAUGGGUCGACGUCCCACACUGGCCAUUGACCCCGUCGUCAAGGGCUGCCGCCACUGGCACUUGGAUCAGUUCGCGCUGCCCGAGGACAAGGCCAUUGUCGCCGUCGUCCAGCUGCGCCUCCUCCUCUCGCGCAACAUCGAGCUCUUCGACACCCUCGACGUCGCCCUGCCGCCGCCGCCAUCGCGGGGCACUUGCGACGAGCGCGAUCGCCAACGGACGCGGAGCCUGUCGCAGCUCGACUUCUUCCGCAGGACGAUCUCGACCGAUCUCGACAGCUGGCUAGCCAUCUGGACCGACCGUCAUGUACCGUCCCCGUCCUCUUCUCAUUCAAAUCCAGCAGUCGCAACGUCGGCGGACGGCGCGCCGCAGCGGUUGAAGAAGGCCAAGCUCUACUAUUGGUACGCCCGGCUGAUGCUCAACACGCUGCCGCUCAAAUGCUCGCACCUGCCGCGCUCGGCGCUGCUGCCCGUCUACCGCGACGCCUACCUGGCCGCGACGUCCUAUCUCGACCUCUUCCUGACGACCAUGGUGCCGCACAACCUGCGCUUCGGCCACAACUCGACCAUCGUCACGCCGACCUAUUGCGCCAUCUUUGCGCUCCGUCUCGUCAGCAGCAGCAGCGCUGCCGCCGCCGCCAACAGCGACAAUCGAGGUCAGCGACAGGGGUCCGAGGUCGACGUCGAGGUGGAUGCAGAGGCGGCGUUCGAGCUCGUGUCGCGCUAUGUCGGCGCGCUGGAGGAGGCGGGCAAUGUGACGGCGCAUCGCCAGGGUGCGGCAGGGAGCUAUGCGCCCUAUCUGCAGACGGUGCUGGCGAGGGUCAGGGACUCGGUCGGUCGAUCGCAACGGCAGCAACAGCAGCAGCAGCAUCCUCAAUCCCGUUUUCGACCAUCCACGGUUCGGCAAGACGGAGUUGACAUAGAAAUGACGGAGCGAGCGCAGGCCUUCUGGCCGCGCAGCGCGGGCGAGCCGAGCGGCCUAGCGUCAACGAACGACGAGUUGACGAACACGGGUCCUCAGACGCCGUACCCUGCCGUUGUGGCGACGGCAUUCCAGGCCGGCCAAGGCGGCACGCCCUACCCGGCGUUUGCGGACAGCGACGAUCCGAUCCUGCACAACCUGUUUCACUUCCAGGCUGGCCCGUCUGGCGUCCAGACUGUCUCGAGCCAGCCAACGAAUGGGUCGGGCGUCACGGACAUCUCGUAUGCCGAACUGUUCAACAGCACAGGAGACUUCGUCGGGCUCGAGGAGGGACUGCUGAACGAGUCCAUCUUCGGCGACAUGUCGUUGCCCUUUGAUGGGAGCGCAGGGGGUAUAUGGAGCAGGACGGCGUAG